AUGGUGUUGAAACAUUCGAAAACUCACAAUAAGGACCUACAGCAUCAGUGUCCGUAUUGUUCUUCAAAGUUCGCACAGUCAUCUAGCCUAAAGAACCAUAUCCGCACUCACACUGGCGAAAAGCCAUACCAGUGUAAAAUCUGUGGCAAAGCGUUCAGACAAUCAAAACAUUCGAAAACUCACAAUAAGGACCUACAGCAUCAGUGUCCGUAUUGUUCUUCAAAGUUCGCACAGUCAUCUAGCCUAAAGAACCAUAUCCGCACUCACACUGGCGAAAUGCCAUACAAGUGUAAAGUCUGUGACAAAGCCUUCCAUUUAUCAGGCAGUCUGAUACAUAUCCGCACUCACACCGGCGAAAAGCCAUACAAGUGUAAAAUCUGUGGCAAAGCGUUCAGACAAUCAAGCAAUCUGGCAGACCAUUCGAAAAUUCACAAUAAGGACAAACAGCAUCAGUGCCCCCAUUGUUCAUCAAAAUUCACACUGUUAUCUCACCUAAAAAGUCAUAUCCGCACUCACACCGGCGAAAAGCCAUACCAGUGUAAAGUAUGUGACAAAGCGUUCAGG
Anopheles cruzii is the source of this 564-nucleotide messenger RNA. RefSeq names its product zinc finger protein 121-like. The annotation marks the transcript as partial. The transcript has 4 exons. Gene Ontology annotation, molecular function: RNA polymerase II cis-regulatory region sequence-specific DNA binding; DNA-binding transcription factor activity, RNA polymerase II-specific. Gene Ontology annotation, biological process: regulation of DNA-templated transcription. NCBI's taxonomy places the organism in Eukaryota, Metazoa, Arthropoda, Insecta, Diptera, Culicidae. The record is from RefSeq and is a predicted model, not a curated record.